Messenger RNA from Staurois parvus, 558 nucleotides. Lineage: Eukaryota; Metazoa; Chordata; Amphibia; Anura; Ranidae. The record is from the annotation of a GenBank genome assembly.
AUGAUAUGUUUGUUUUUGUUUUCAGAGAGCCCAUCCAUAUCAUGUCAAAGGACUAGUCUACCUCCAUCCUUAUGGACAAACUCCUAUCAGUCGGCUCCAGCUUGCCUGGGUGGAGUUCAUCCAGACUUUGGCUCCACGACAGCCAGCACCCUCUCAACUACAGAGCACAGCAGCUGGCCCGGAGAUAACGUUCACCAGACUGUCCCACAUCCUCCUCCGGUGGUGACGGAGUCCUGGCACUAUCCACUGGCUUCACCAACGACAUCACCAUAUGCCCACAUGCAUGACAUUUACAUGUAUCGGCACCAUGCUCAUCCUCAUAUGCAUCACCAUCACCACCAUCAUCACCAUCCCAGUUCCCAUGUGGACCCACGGUACGGACCUCUUGUAAUGCCCUCGGUGCGAGCAGCCAGGAUUCCAGCAGCUCAAUGUGACGGAACUAAAGCUGAAGCCACAACCCCUACCAUGGCUACUCCAGCAUGGGCUGGGGCAUUCCAUGGCACUGUAGACAUUGUACCAAGUUUUGGCUUUGAGACGGGUAAUGGCUUUUCUGCCUAA